UCGGCGAUCGUCAGUUGGCAUUGCCGCUACCUUCUCAGGUUAGUCCGUUGCUGGAGCGCUCGAGCGGUAACAACUUUGUAACAGUCGUCGGGAAGAAGUUUUGAAAUUAAUCAACCAAAAUGAGGGAAAUUGUUCAUCUGCAGGCAGGCCAGUGUGGAAACCAGAUCGGAGCAAAGUUCUGGGAGGUGAUAAGUGACGAGCAUGGUAUCGACCCGUCCGGGACGUACCAUGGGGACAGCGACCUGCAGCUGGAGCGGAUCAACGUCUAUUACAACGAAGCUACAGGAGGAAAGUAUGUCCCCCGUGCAGUGCUGGUGGACUUGGAGCCAGGCACGAUGGACUCUGUGAGGUCUGGUCCCUUUGGACAAGUCUUCAGACCAGACAACUUUGUCUUUGGCCAGAGCGGAGCGGGUAAUAACUGGGCCAAAGGCCACUACACUGAGGGAGCCGAGCUGGUGGACUCGGUCCUGGAUGUGGUGAGGAAGGAGGCAGAGAGCUGCGACUGCCUCCAGGGCUUCCAGCUCACACACUCCCUCGGAGGAGGCACCGGCUCCGGCAUGGGAACGCUGCUCAUCAGCAAAAUCCGAGAGGAGUAUCCAGACCGCAUCAUGAACACUUUCAGCGUGGUGCCUUCUCCCAAGGUGUCGGACACGGUGGUGGAGCCAUACAAUGCCACCCUCUCUGUCCACCAGCUGGUGGAGAACACAGAUGAGACCUACUGCAUUGAUAAUGAGGCCCUGUAUGACAUCUGCUUCCGCACGCUGAAGCUGACCACGCCCACCUACGGUGACCUCAACCACCUCGUCUCAGCCACCAUGAGCGGGGUGACCACCUGCCUGCGCUUCCCCGGCCAGCUCAACGCUGAUUUGAGGAAGCUGGCCGUCAACAUGGUGCCCUUCCCCAGGCUGCACUUCUUCAUGCCAGGCUUUGCGCCCCUGACCAGCCGCGGCAGCCAGCAGUACAGGGCACUGACCGUUCCUGAACUCACCCAGCAGAUGUUCGAUGCCAAGAACAUGAUGGCAGCCUGCGACCCACGUCAUGGGCGCUACCUCACAGUCGCCGCGAUCUUCAGAGGGCGCAUGUCCAUGAAGGAGGUGGACGAGCAGAUGCUGAAUGUGCAGAACAAGAACAGCAGCUACUUCGUCGAAUGGAUCCCCAACAACGUCAAGACAGCUGUGUGCGACAUCCCUCCCCGUGGCCUGAAGAUGGCCGCCACCUUCAUCGGCAACAGCACGGCCAUUCAGGAGCUGUUCAAGCGCAUCUCGGAGCAGUUCACUGCUAUGUUCCGUCGCAAGGCCUUCCUCCACUGGUACACAGGCGAGGGCAUGGAUGAGAUGGAGUUCACUGAGGCGGAGAGCAACAUGAACGACCUGGUGUCCGAGUACCAGCAGUACCAGGACGCCACUGCCGAGGAGGAGGGCGAGUUUGAAGAGGAGGGUGAAGAGGACAUGGCCUAGACACCUACCAUGACCUUUUCUUACUAUGCAUCAGUUCAGACUCGGUGACACGGUUCAAAUCAAUGUCACAUUAUUGAUAAUUGGCUUAAAUUAAAUUAUUUGGACAAGAAUAAAAAACAAAACAAAACAUGAUAGUUAUGUUCGCACUGAAUUACAAUUGAUAUUUCACUGUUAUCAAAUUAUUACACUGAAUUCUUGUCCCUCGUUUUUACAUGUCGUCUGUUCUGUUUUCACACCUGUCUUUGCUGUUGGAGGUUCUCUUCUCCAUUCAUGUUUAUUUUCUAUAUAAAUGUUUUAAAUCUG
Larimichthys crocea (large yellow croaker) is the source of this 1760-nucleotide messenger RNA. Its product is annotated as tubulin beta-4B chain. Bases 120 to 1457 code for a protein of 445 amino acids. The transcript is spliced from 7 exons. Gene Ontology annotation, cellular component: microtubule. NCBI's taxonomy places the organism in Eukaryota, Metazoa, Chordata, Actinopteri, Sciaenidae. The record is from RefSeq and is a predicted model, not a curated record. Gene Ontology annotation, molecular function: structural constituent of cytoskeleton; GTPase activity; GTP binding. Gene Ontology annotation, biological process: microtubule-based process.